Molecule: messenger RNA, 1240 nt
Organism: Micromonas commoda
Lineage: Eukaryota; Viridiplantae; Chlorophyta; Mamiellophyceae; Mamiellales; Mamiellaceae
Product: Ca2+:Cation antiporter family
Exons: 1
Coding region: 81-1169 (362 amino acids)
Biological process (GO): intracellular calcium ion homeostasis; calcium ion transmembrane transport
Cellular component (GO): membrane
Molecular function (GO): calcium channel activity; calcium, potassium:sodium antiporter activity
Source: RefSeq, a predicted model, not a curated record
CGGAUCUCGCGACCAUCGGGGGCGACGAAUCGGGAGCAGCCGGCGGCGUCACGCUGAGGGUAUCCGGCGACCGCGUUCGGAUGGACGUCACCCCGCCCACGUCCCCGACCAAGAAACCCCUCGCGCCCGCGUCCUCGUCCGCGCCAACCGCGCCAACCGGCGCCGCCAAGGCCAAGGCGGGCUGGGCCAAGCUCCGCCAGACGGUGGUCAAGGAGCAUAAAUUCGCCGACGCCGUCCUCGCGCUCAAGGACAAGUGGAAGGACAAGGCCGAGGUACUCAAUCAGUCCCCGGACGACGUGGCGCCCGGGUCCCCGCGCGAGUCGUGCAAGAUCACGCCCACGAUGACGCUGGGUCACAUCCGGGCGUAUCGCGCCGAGGCGGCUCGCGCCGCCGCCGCGCUCCAGGCAAAAUCGAAAGCGGCGGAGCUCAAGGCGAGGGUGGCGGCGCAGAGACUCGAGGAGGGCGCAUCCUCCGGCGGCGACGAGACGAAGGACGGCGGCGAUGAGAAGGAUGGCGACGGCGACGGCGACGACGACGGGUCCCCGUUCACGCCCCCUGACGAUCUGAAAGAGUAUCCCCUGUGGGCGCUGAGCGUGCCGUGGUACGCCGCGUUUAAGAUGACGAUUCCCCCGUGCGGCGAGAACGAGUACUGGCGCAAGUGGUACCUCGUGUCUUUCUUCAUGUCCAUCGCGUGGAUCGGGUUCAUCACGCACUGGAUGGUGGAGUGGUGCGUCCGCAUCGGGUGCAUGCUCAAGAUCCCCGCGGUUGUGAUGGGCACCACGGUGCUCGCCGCGGGGACGUCCAUUCCCGACGCGUUGUCGUCCAUCGCCGUCGCCAAGGACGGCCUCGCGGACAUGGCCGUCGCGAACGCGGUGGGCAGUAACGUGUUCGACAUCUGGCUCGGUCUCGGUCUCCCUUGGCUCUUUUACCUGAGCUGGCAGUCGCCUUCGUACAUCACGGUGAACACCAACGAGCUGGUGCCGUCCAGUCUGAUUCUCGCGGGCGUGCUCGUGCUGUACUACGGCAGCGUGGCCACGAACGGCUUCAAGCUGACUAUGCGGAUGGGGUGGAUAUUCAUCGCCACGUACGGGGUGUACGCGCUCUACUCCAUCUUCCUGGUGUGGCUCCUGGACGUGUACGACCUCCAGGAGGGUUCCACGCUCAAAUGAAUUGCUUUGACUCGAUUCCCAAAAAAGUAGUCCUCGGCCUGCUUGUACAUAUUACACGAACAAAACGACUG